Molecule: messenger RNA, 2496 nt
Organism: Nematolebias whitei (Rio pearlfish)
Lineage: Eukaryota; Metazoa; Chordata; Actinopteri; Cyprinodontiformes; Rivulidae
Gene: veph1
Product: ventricular zone expressed PH domain-containing 1
Exons: 14
Coding region: 10-2496 (828 amino acids)
Biological process (GO): regulation of signal transduction
Cellular component (GO): plasma membrane
Molecular function (GO): phosphatidylinositol-5-phosphate binding
Source: RefSeq, a predicted model, not a curated record
CGGGUCAGAAUGCACCAGCUGUUCAGUCAGGUGCUGGACCAGAGAGAUCUGUCCAGAGCAGGAGAUCUGUUUUCUCUAGAGGACACAGAGAUCGAAGACUGUCUGUCUCAAGCUCUGGACCAGAUCAAGGACAUCUCCUGCUCACCUGACUAUUUGACCAACGACAAUGAUCAGGCUGUGGUAGAGAUCUGCAUCACACGAAUCACCACAGCCAUCAGAGAGACCGGCUCCAUCGAGAGGCACAGCACGGCACUCGUGGGUCUGUGGGAGUCGUGUCUGGAGCACAACCUGACCCCUCAAGGGGAAAACACAGAGGACAUGCCGCAUGCUAAGAUAGCCUCUGAUAUCACCAGCUGUAUCCUACAGAACUACAGCUGUCCACUGGUCAUGGUGCUUGCUGUCCCGGUGGCGGUGCGCUUCCUGCAGAGGGGGAACAGGGAACUCAGCAGGAACAUGUCCAGUUAUCUCUCCCUGGUUGCUAUAGCCAAGGCUGACCUGCUGGCUGAACACACAGAGGCCAUAACGCUCAGUGUGAUGGGAGGUAAUCACAUGCUGCUACGAGUUCUACCCUCAUUUUAUCCCAAACAACCACAUACCAUCCACUGUCACCUGAGCAGCCUUACAGCAAUGAUGACACAGCUGGAAUCACCAGAGAAACCACAUCUGAUCUGUCUUAUUCAAAUGGUUGCUGACCAGCACCCACUUAUGCUGGGUCCUCAGGUUCCUUCACUGAUCAGUUAUCUGAGUGACCACUCUCUGACGGAGGCUCUGCUCGGUGCUCUGGUCGAUGUGUCACAGGCCAGUCCCUCGUCAUUCACCAGCUUUCUGCCCGCACUGAGGAUUGUGGGACAGCAGUCUACUGCUCUGCUGGGUAAUGUGGCCAGAAUUCAUGGUGCUGUCGGCAUCAUCAACGAGACGUAUGCUCACAGCUCUUUGAUCUACCUGGUGUCUCUUCUGGGCAGCACUGACCACAGCUUUCACCACACCCUGCUGCAGGAAAUCAGAGCUCUUACUGACCGUUACCCGUCUGUACUGGGAGGCAGCGGCAAAGACAUCUACAGGAUGAGCAACUCCUUCACUGCUAUAGCCAGGCUGCUGGGGCGUCGACUGGAGGAAAGAGCUGCUGCUCCUUGCAGAGUGGACGAGGCUGGUCCUUCUCUUUUAGCUGGUAGAGGAGGAGGAGGGGCGUCAGAGCAGUUGCUGCAGGUAAAAAUCCAGAGUUUUGAUGAGAAAAUGGGAGACGUGGUGGCGGAGGAGGAGGAGGUGGGGAAGGACUCCCCAGCUCCUCAGCGAUGCUACAGCCUGAGCCAAGCCGUCAGGGAGGAGAGACGGGAAAUGAGAUUCAACAGAUCAAAGAGCCUGGCUCUCCAUAUAGUGCGUUCGCGCUCCAUCAACUCAGACACAGGGGAGGACUGUCAAGGGGCGGAGCCAAACCCUGACAGCUGCUUCUCCAACACCUUGUCUACUCAGCACCCCAAAAACUGUGAAGUUUUAUCAUCUGAGAGGAGACUGACAGGUGACAGCUUCCAGCCUGUCACAGCUCCACCAAACGCAGACACCAAACGGAAGACUGAAACUGCUCCGAGUGGAGGAGUGAACAGAAGGAAGGAGGAGGAGGAGGAAGAUGAUAAACUCUUCAUCUAUUUACAAGACAACAUGGAGAUGAUAAAAGAGUUCUGUAAGAACAUGGUGCGGCAGAUCCCAGUGCCAGAGCACUGUGUGAUAGAAGACUCUAAUGGAGGCUGUGUGGCCAAGCUUUCAUUCUCCUGCCCUCUGAAGGGAUUCUACUGCCUUUACGCCAAGUCCUUCUUCAACCUGACGAGCACACAACCUCACCUAUGGAUUCACAUCAUGCUGCUGCAUUUACAGAGUGAGUCCAGUGUCCCGCUGUCCUCCAGAGACAAGUGUGUCCAAAGAUUGGCUUUUCUCUGGGAGAAGACGCAGCUUAAAGGCUCUCACAGUUUUUCUAUGGCCAUGACACAGAACACCACCCCACUGAGGAAGGAUCUGGAUAACCUUCAGAUGCAGCUGGAGGAGGUGCGGUUCUUUGACCUUUUUGGUUACAGUGAGGACGAGGGAAGUUGGCUCUGCUUCAUGUGCAACAACCCUGAGAAGGCCACAGUUGUGAACCAGGAGGGACAACCUCUAAUCGAAGGGAAGCUGAAAGAGAAGCAGGUGCGAUGGAAGUUCAUUAAAAGAUGGAAAACGCGUUACUUCACCUUGGCAGGAAACCAGCUGCUGUUUCGCAGAGGAAAAUCAAAAGAUGAGAUGGAUGACAUCCCUAUUGAGCUGAGCAAGGUGCAGAGUGUCAAGGUAGUAGCUAAAAAACGCAGAGAUCGGGGUCUGCCCCGGGCCUUUGAAAUCUUUACAGACAGAAAGUCGUACGUGCUGAAAGCUGAGGAUGAGAAGCACGCCGAGGAGUGGCUGCAGUGCAUCAACGUGGCUGUGGCUCAGGCCAGGGAGAAGGAGAACAGAGAGGCCACCACCUACCUGUGA